Molecule: messenger RNA, 1837 nt
Organism: Rosa chinensis
Lineage: Eukaryota; Viridiplantae; Streptophyta; Magnoliopsida; Rosales; Rosaceae
Product: TBC1 domain family member 13
Exons: 9
Coding region: 218-1564 (448 amino acids)
Biological process (GO): activation of GTPase activity; intracellular protein transport
Molecular function (GO): GTPase activator activity
Source: RefSeq, a predicted model, not a curated record
CAGGCACCAAAACGGGGCGUUUCAUUAUUGAUCUGGCAAGAGGUCAAACUACUCCCCAAGUCCAGCUCAAUCAUUUCUCUUCCAUCUCUGUCAGCCUCUCAGGGCCCUUUCUUCACCGGAAGACGAACCAGAAGCUUCUGCUCGUCAGCUCUGAGAAAAACCAACCAGAAACCCUAGAAAAAACCAAUCCAAUCCAAUCCAUCCAGUCCAAAAUUGCAUGUAUAACCAAAUGGUAAAGAAGCGAGUCCCGGAAUGGCUCAACAGCUCGCUCUGGUCUUCUCCUCCCUCUGCUCCUCCCAUCGACGACGAUCGAACUCAACGCUACACCUCCAAGCCUUCCACCGCCACAACCACUAGCUCCGACUCCGUCGUCGAGCCUCCGCUUCCCGUGCCGCCUCCCUCCUCCGUCAGAGCAGAGCCUCCUCCCGAGCCUCAACCCGCCGAUUCAAUCUCCGAUCACGAAGACAAGGCCGCCGCCUCCCCUUCCCCCGAGGAAUUCUCUCGCCAGUCUCAGCUCCUGGCCGAGCUAUCAAAGAAGACUAUAAAUGUGCGUGAGUUGCGGAAAAUUGCGUCGCAGGGUAUUCCAGAUGGUGCUGGUGUGCGUUCCACGGUCUGGAAGCUAUUACUUGGAUAUUUACCACCGGAUCGGGCGCUUUGGCCAUUGGAGUUGGCUAAAAAGAGGUCACAGUAUAAGCAUUUUAAAGACGAGCUCUUGAUGAAUCCUUCAGAAAUCACACGGAAGUUAGAGGAUAACGGCACAAGUUGUGAUAGUGAAGAAUCAAAAAGCAAGGGCUUGUUAUCAAGAUCACAUAUAGCUCAUGGGGAGCAUCCAUUGAGUCUUGGAAAGUCCAGCAUUUGGAAUCAGUUCUUCCAGGACACAGAGAUUAUAGAACAGAUUGACCGAGAUGUAAAGCGCACUCAUCCAGAUAUGCACUUUUUCUCAGGGGACUCUCAAUUUGCUAAAUCUAAUCAGGAUGCUUUGAAGAACAUCCUGGUUGUAUUUGCAAAGCUAAAUCCCGGUAUAAGAUAUGUUCAAGGGAUGAAUGAACUUUUGGCGCCACUGUACUAUGUCUUCAAAAAUGAUCCUGAUGAGGAAUAUGCGGCCGCAGCUGAAGCAGACACAUUCUUUUGUUUUGUUGAAUUAUUGAGUGGCUUCCGCGAUCAUUUCUGUCAGCAACUUGAUAAUAGUGUUGUGGGAAUACGUUCCACAAUAACAAGAUUGUCACAACUUUUAAAGGAACAUGAUGAAGAGCUAUGGCGUCAUCUUGAGAUCACAACCAAAGUCAACCCCCAGUUUUACGCAUUUAGGUGGAUCACUCUCCUCUUGACCCAGGAGUUCAAUUUUGCGGACAGCCUCCACAUUUGGGACACACUUUUAAGUGACUCUGAAGGUCCUCAGGAAACCCUUCUCCGAGUAUGUUGUGCAAUGCUGAUUCUCGUUCGGAGGCGCUUACUAGCAGGCGAUUUUACCUCUAAUCUCAAACUACUGCAGCACUAUCCUCCCACAAACAUUAGCCAUCUGCUCUAUGUUGCCAACAAGUUGCGUGUACAAUUGUCAGGCUAAUCAAAAUUACCCUCCUUCCUUUUUCGUUUUCAAAUUUUCCCCACCAUUUUGUGGUUCAAAAUUUUCAUGUCUGUAAAUUACUGGAUGUACAUGUUCUUAGAAGAAAAACUGAUGCUGGAAAUUAAUUCUCAGUGGAGUGGCUCAACUUUCUUUGUUUAAUUUACCCACUGAUUCUAGAAUGAUAUUGUAUCGGACAGUCAUACAUGUUCACUAGUUAGUUUAUUGUAUUGGUUGCAAUCGUUCUCAAUUGAAAUACCUAGUUUUUGGUUCAAU